Messenger RNA from Adineta steineri, 3171 nucleotides. The record is from the annotation of a GenBank genome assembly. Lineage: Eukaryota; Metazoa; Rotifera; Eurotatoria; Adinetida; Adinetidae.
AUGCUUCUAAUUACUUUGGGAAUCUGCUUUGGUUUAGGUAUUGCAGCCGCAGCUAUCGCGGUACCUAUACAAGUUAUAAACAGCCGAGGUAGUAAUUCAGAUGCAUCGGCAACAAUAGUUGGCUCACCGACAGUUUUACCAGUAACAUCAACAACAACAACAACAUUAGCAACGGCAACAUCGACCAUAUCAACAAUGACAACAGGAACCACAUCAACUAAAACGACAGCGACAACGUCCACUACAUCAACCACUUCUACUACAACAACAACAGAAACAACAUCCACUACAUCAACAACCUCUACAACACCGACGACAACGACGGAAACAACGUCUGCUACAUCAACAACCUCUACAACAACGACAGAAACAACAUCGACCACCUCUACUACAACGACGGAAACAACAUCGACUACAUCAACCACUUCUACUACAACGACAGAUACAACAUCGACCACAGCAACGACAACAACAGAAACAACGUCUACUACAUCAAUAACCUCUACAACAUCGACGACAACGACGGAAACAACAUCGACUACAUCGACAACGGCAACUACGUCAACAACCUCUACCACAUCAACUACAACCUCUUCUACAACAUCAUCAACAACGACGACAACAACAACAACAACACUUGCUCUAAUCAAUCCACUAACUAUUAUUCAGUGGUUAUUCGAUGGAGAUUUCAACGAUGUAUAUGAUACUUAUAAUGGAAAUCUAGUCAAUAAUAGUAAUGUUACAUGGAUGUCACCAGGAUAUACUGGAUAUGGAAGUAGCGUUUGCUUUUUAUCUACCAAUUAUAUGCUUGUCAAUCAUUACCUUAAUUUCACUUCAACUAGUUUCACGAUUUCUGCUUGGAUAUGGAUUCCAGCAGGUCUCUCAUUAAAUGGAGAUUUCUUUGUAUUAUUUGGCCAUUGCAGCUUAAAUAAUCAAGAUAUGUGUCUGCACAUUGUAAUAAAUAGUGGUAGAGUCUUUUUAGGUUUCUACAGUGAUGAUUUAACAGGAGGUACUUCACUAACAUCCAAUCAAUGGUAUCAUGUUGCCUAUGUCUACGAUCAAUCAUCACUUAGACAGACUGUUUAUUUGAAUGGAAUUGAUGACGGAAGUCGAGUAGCCGGUGGUUCCUAUAAAGGUACUGCAAGUACACUGACUGUUGGAGCCAUACCAUCAUUUGGUACAGGAGUUACUACUAAUAAUGGUUUUAUUGAUAAAUUGACGUUUGUAUCACGUGUUAAAACUUCUGCUGAACUUCUUGACGAAGCCACUCUUGUUGCUUAUUAUCCAUUCGAUAAUUCGUAUACUGAUCUCGGACCCAAUCAAUUCAUUAAUAGUACUACUGUCUCAACUAUGUUUGACUCAUCUGGCCGAUUUAAUCAAGCCUUAUUGAUCAAUUCAACAAAUUCAUCGUACUUUCAAACAACAAGUUUCUAUUAUCUUGGUCAAACGAAGUAUCCAUAUUCAUUCUCGUUGUGGAUUUAUCCAUUCGUCAAUAAUGGUACUAUCCUUCAGGUCAGCUCUUCAAAUGGUUGGUGUGUACCAAUGAUUGGUUUUGAUAUUUCUGGUCGUCUAACAAUCCAAACAAUGGGUAGUAAUGGUAUUUAUGCUGCUUCAUUAACUUCAGAAAUAUUACCAUUAAAUCAAUGGACUAAUGUGAUUAUGACUUAUUCAACUAUCAAUGGUAUUCAAUUGUUUAUUAAUGGAACAUUCAUGGUUGGUAAUAAUACUGUUACAAGCUACUCGGCUAGUGGUCAAAUAACUACAAUUACUAUUGGAACUUGUCUUUCUUCAAGUACAUGUGCUGUUAAUACAACAAUAAUUAUUCUAUCACAAUUUCGAGGAAAGAUUGAUGAAUUAAAGAUCUUUUCUCGUGAAUUGUCAUUAAGUGACAUUGGUCAACUAGCUCAAGUAACAACCUUAUAUACAUUUGGUCCAUCCAAUCUUUGGCAAUUUGAUAACAACGCCUUAGAUAAUAUAUCAAAUCUCAAUGGAGUAGGUGUCAAUUCACCUAGUUAUGUAGCACCUGGAAUCACUGGCAGUGGAUAUGCUUUAAAUCUCAAUAAAACCAAUAAUCAAUACGUAACAAUAGCAGCCAAUCAAAUAUUCGCUAAUACUAGUUUUACAGUGGAAAUGUGGAUUUAUCCUACUUCAUUAAGCGAUAUUUUUUAUGGACUCUUCUCUCAACAUGAAGCCUCGGCAACUGAUCGUCUACUACAUUUGAUACUUCGUUAUCAACUUCUUUACAUGGGUUUUUAUAGUGAUGAUCUUCAGGGUACAACCGCAGUAUCAACAACGAACACUUGGUAUUAUGUAGCUUUCGUCUACGACUAUCGAUCACGAACACAAAUUGUAUAUUUGAACGGAUAUCAAGAUGGUCUUCGUACCCCGGCUGGACCAUUUUUAGGAAUCUCUGGUGCAAUAACUAUUGGAACAUUUUUUGAUUCUGCUAAUAUAAUUCAACCUUUCAAUGGUUACAUUGAUCAAGUUUCACUGACCAUGCGAGCUAAAAGUGCUAGCGAAAUACUUGAUGAUGCUACUUUCACUACAUGGCAUUCGUUUGAUAUUAUACCAUUACAGGACUCUGGUCCACUUGGACUCAUUACAAUAACUAAUGAUGUUACUUUAAUAGCUGAAAGAGUGAAUCAAGUAUUAAAUUUCAACUCAACUUCAUCUUAUUAUCAGAUACAAAGUUUUGUUCUUCUUGGAACCUCAAACCAUGCAUAUUCUAUUGCGUUGUGGGUUAAACGAACAUCAACAGGUGGUGGAACUGUUGUUCAUCUUUCAACUCAGACAAAUGGACAAGGAUGGUGCGUUACUCUAUUAGGAUUUCGCUCUACUGGUGAAAUAGUAGCCACUAAUUGGGCCUCUUCAGGGCAGGAAGUAGUGGGUCCCGUUCUAUCCAUCAACGUCUGGACUCAUGUCGCUAGUACUUACUCAACCAUAAAUGGAAUGAGAUUUUAUAUAAAUGGAAUAUAUAAUGGUACUACAGGUGCUAUGUCCUAUAUUGCUGCACAACAAGCAGUUAUUUUGACAUUAGGAAAUCCGAUGGCGGGUGGCUCCGGCAAUUCAUCAUCAAUUGCUACAAGUGUUUAUUCUGGUUCUCUCGAUGAAUUUCGUGUUUAUUCUCGAGAGCUGAGUGCUACGGACGUUUAUACACUUGCUAAUCCUUAG